AUGCCCGCCGCCGCCCGUCGCUGCCCGCCGCCGCCGCCGCUGCUGCUGCUCCUGCCGUCGCUGCUUCUGAUCCGGUGCCUGGAUGGGGCGCCGAGAGCCGCGGAGGAGGGCGGCGGCCUGCCCGGGGACAAUGGCCUCAGAGCCGCGGUGGGAGAACCGUCCGGUACCGGACUGCCGGGCCUGUCGGCUCUGGUCGCAGAGCCCCAGUUCGCCCUGAAGGUUCUGGUCAGAGACCUGGUGACCCGCCAGCCGCUGCCCGGCGCCUCGGUGGACGUCUACCUGAACCACACCCUGAGGAGUUCUGCCCAAACCGGGCCCAGAGGGGAGGCUCUGCUCUGGGUGGCCUACAGCCCGGGCCUCAGUCUGACCCUGCUGGGCCACAUGGAGGGCUACGUCCCGAACCCGCUGCCCUGGAGCACCACCAAGAGGCCGAUUUUCUCUGCGGUGACGCUGCUGCUGCUUCCUCACAGUCAGGGAAACAUCUGGCUGUUCGAAGACUCGGUUCUCAUCACCAGGAAGUUACCUGACAGCUCCUCCCAACCCAAAGUGAAGUUUCCCAAGAACCUCCUGACCAUCCCUGAUAAAAGCAACAUCUCCUCGGUGACGGCGUUCCUGACGGUGCCACAGCGCCACCUGGCCAAGGACUGCGCCAACUGCACGCAAGGAAUCAUCAGCAACAAAUCAGUGCUCAGGAGCAUCGAGCUGAAGGCGGUGGCGGCCGUCAGCGUCCUGCUGUACUCCGGAGGGGAGGAGCUCCAGGUCCGAGGUCCGAUCCAGAUCAGCCUGCCGCUGGGACACAACACACACCUGAGGGCCUCGGACACUGUCCCGGCCUGGACCUUCAACCUGAAGACAGGUGCCUGGGAGAACCAGGGUCUGGGAAUAGUGAAAACAGCCGGUGAUGAGCUGGUUUGGACUUACACUGCCUCACAUCUGGGCUACUGGAUCGCUGCCCCGCUGCCCUCAUCCAGAGAUUAUCUCGGACAUGGAGGCUCUCUGGAGUUCUUAUCGUACCACACCUACCUGCUGAUUGGGAUUCUGGGAGGAACCCUGGCUGUAGUGAUCGGACUUCUUUCCUUGCUGCUGUGUCACUGCGGAAGCUCUCGUCGGGAGCCCAGGAGGAGACGAGCGAGAUUUUCCAAACUCACGGUGGUGAAAAAAGACCAAACCACCUCCACCCACAUGGAGGAGGGUUUGUUGUUCCGAUCAGGCGACACCAGUCUCGCCUCCUGCAGCGUCCAGUGUGAACCUUCAUCCACGCCGAGGCACAAAGCCAACUACAACAUCUACGUGGAGGAUCCGGGGGGUCGAACCGGCGCUCCUCUCUACGAGAACAUCGCCUCGGAUCGGAUGAAGGGCUCCCAGCCGCCGCCUCACUACAUCAACAGCGAAGAGGUGGCUCGGCUCAGGGAGAAGUCGGAGCAGAACCGGGCCAACAUGAACACUGACAGCUUCUUUCAGGAUAAGCUGGUUCACAUCUACAACCAGCCGGUGGCCAUUAUUCAGGCUCCGGAGCUUUUCGGUGCUCAGGAGCAGCACAAGUCGGCCACGUUUCCCCGCAACGGGGUCGAGUACGACGCCCACUCAGAGCCUGCGAGCAAAGACAGCUACACCCAGACUCUACCCAAAGUCCCUCACCACCACUCCCAGGGUGGCAGCAGCCCCCAGCAGAGCAGCCAGGAUGACCCCCAGCCUCUGGAGACGCCUCCCCAGGGUCAGGGCCCGAACGCCGGGGUGUGGGGGCGCUACAGCAACCUGCUGGAAUCCUCCGUCUCUGUUCCCGGGACUCUGAAUGAGGCGGCCGGUAUGGAGGCCUUCAGCAGCGGGCAUGGCGUGCCCAGCGAGCUGCAGGGGAUUUCAGAGCGCACCUUGCUGGAGCUGACUCGCGGUAAGUCUCACCCAAGGGCCUGGUUCGUCUCCUUGGACGGCAAGCCGGCCGCUCAGGUUCGCCACUCCAUCAUCGAGCUGCAGAGCCGCCACCGGCCGCCGAGCAGCAACGACACCAGCCUGGACUCGGGGGUGGACAUGAACGAGCCCCAGCAGAACAUCCGGGAGACGGAGCGUGACCGGCCUUCGAUCAGGGCGUCUUCGCUGCAGCACCACAGCCGAGGACGGUACGAAGAGCAGGACCUGAGCAGCAGCGAGAGCGGCACCACGGCCACCUGCACGCCAGAAGACCCCUCCCUGAGGAACAUUUUAGACGGGAGCAGCGGGGCUAUUCCCAACAUUCCCGAAGAACGGGAUGGGAUGGAUACGUCCAGCGCUCAGGAGGACAGCGAGUCCAGGGGGACGCCGCCUCCACGGCGCCUGAGGAAGGUGAGGGAGAAGGGGAAGACGGAAAAGAGGAGCGCCAAGCACGUCCGCGAGGGCCGACCUCUGACCAAGAGGAGUUAG
Stegastes partitus (bicolor damselfish) is the source of this 2394-nucleotide messenger RNA. RefSeq names its product family with sequence similarity 171 member B (gene fam171b). The record is from RefSeq and is a predicted model, not a curated record. NCBI's taxonomy places the organism in Eukaryota, Metazoa, Chordata, Actinopteri, Pomacentridae. The transcript has 8 exons. The coding region runs from base 1 to 2394 and encodes 797 amino acids.